UGCAGUUACACAAAGAAAACUAAAGAAGACUACCAGUCGGGCAGGGAGACGUCGACAAGCUCAUAAUCUGUGUGGGUAAAAAACUCCACCUCUUGUUCCGAAGUCUCGAAGACAAAAGUCUUAUAGAGGAAAGGAAAACGUUGGAUUUAGAUUGGAAAUGAUUCACUUGAAAAACCUUACUGAACGUGUUGGGUGCCCUUUUGACCCUGUGCACGUGGUUGAAAGACGGAGAUUCCAACAACAUUUGGUCAAGUGUAUUAGAAAUCUUCCAAAAAACCAUGAUUUUGUUCAAUGCCAAUAUUGGCACCUGCACUAUGUUAGAAGGAGUGAAUUGAAUGAUCACCUAGAAUCUUGUGAGCACAAGUUAGCUAAAGAGGCUAAUAAGAAAACGUGGGAGGGGGACAAACAAACAAAGUUUUUUCAACCAAAACUGAAGUAUAAUGAAAUCCUACCAUCUACUGAGUUAUCAGAGAGCUGGGAUGAUGCAACAUUGACUGCUCCUAGCUUCUCGUCUGAAAUAAUGAGUGCUAAGGCCAACUACAUGACUGUUCCUCAAGGGUUAUCCAAAGCCAAGCGUAAAGACUUCCGAGAAAAAGAACGAGAACGCUUGCGGGAGAGGGAAGAAAAGGAAAGAGUAUUUGUGGCUAAAGGAGAGAAAAUCCAGCAAGUACAAAAGGAAACGAUUAUUCCAGUACCACCUCGAAAACCAACUGAGAAUCCAGUAAAACGCCUAAGUCGAAUUGCAGCAAACUUUCAGGUGCCAAAAGAGCAUGUUGAAGAAUCAAAAGGACUUUCUUCGCCCGCUAGAUCUUCACGUAACGGUAGUGCUGGAAGUACUCCUGCAAUCGGAAGAGGCAGAGGACUUUUGGGUUGGAGCCAUAUCUCUGAACCAGACCGAACAUUUCGCUUCUCCCCGGAAGAAUUUCCUAAUUUAUAAUUAGUAGUACCUACUUCAUAAUACGGUCACCUACUCCAAGUUUGAAAUAUCCUGUUGUUUCACUUUUCAAGUUCUUUUGUUAUGAAAACACAGACCUUUUUUGAGUAAAUAAAUUUCAUUUUGGGUUCAGGUA
Daphnia pulicaria is the source of this 1070-nucleotide messenger RNA. RefSeq names its product protein D7-like. The coding region runs from base 158 to 937 and encodes 259 amino acids. The record is from RefSeq and is a predicted model, not a curated record. The transcript has 9 exons. Lineage: Eukaryota; Metazoa; Arthropoda; Branchiopoda; Diplostraca; Daphniidae.